AUGUAUAGCAAUGGAAGGAUUGAUUUGAAAGACAGUGGUCAGAGGUAUACUGGCUAUGGCAUUUAUAGAGGCGGAUGGAAUGAAGGCCCCAAUUAUCAGGUUUUCAUGUGCGCUGAGUUUAAUGUCGCUCCCUCAUCUGCCAAUACAUGGCAUGCCCCUUAUUCCGAUCCAUAUGACCAUAUCAGGGGGGCGACAAUUAUCUCGGGCCAGCAAUCAAUUACUGGCGGAAAGGAUGGGUAUCAGUAUGCAGAAAGGGUUGGAGCUCUCUUAGAAUUCCCGCCAGAUACAACGAUCCUAAAAUCAAAAGUUGGAGUCUCCUUCAUUUCGACCGAGAAAGCUUGUCGAUUUAUUGAUGAAGUUCGGUCUUGGGAAUUGAAUGAUACCAUGAAGGCUGCAAAGAAGCGAUGGAAUACCGAAAUUCUAAGCAAGGUUACCACAUCUGAUAUCAAUGCAACAAGGUUGACGAUGCUAUAUUCGGCACUAUACCGUGCGCACCUACUCCCUAGCAAUAGGACUGGUGAGAAUCCGUACUGGGAGUCCACGGAGCCAUACUACGACGACUAUUAUGCGAUAUGGGACACAUUUCGAUGUCUGAACAGUCUAUACUUGUUAUUGAAGCCGCAGUUCGCAGCCGAAACCAUUCGUUCUCUAAUUGAUAUUUGGAGAUUUGAGCGUUUCAUGCCUGAUGGUAGAAGUGGUAAUGCAAAUGGAAGGGUUCAAGGAGGUAGUAAUGCAGACAAUGUUUUAGCCGAUGCAUACGUCAAGGGCUUACAGAAGGGGAUCAACUGGACCGACGGCUACUUGGCGAUGAAAACCGAUGCCGAAGUUGUUCCGUAUAACAAUUUCGACGCUGCGGACCCAUCCGGCUCCACCAAGGAAGGACGAGGUGCUCUUCCAGAUUGGCACAGGUACGGAUACAUCACUCCAAACUUCGGUCGAUCUAUUAGCCGGACGGUCGAGUAUUCAUUGAACGACUUCGCCCUGAGCCAAGUUGCAAAGGAUUUAGUCCCAGAGGACUAUCAGAUAUAUCUAGACAGGAGUGCAGGAUGGCAACGCAUCUGGCACGAGGACAUUAGUAGCCUUAAUUUCAUCGGAUUUCUAGCACCAACCUGGCCAAACGGGACGGUCACACCAGGCUAUGAUCCUCUAGACUGUGGAGAGUGUGAAUGGAGCUCUCACUGUUAUGAGGCGUUACCAGUAGAGUAUGGGUGGACCGUUCCGUUUGAUAUGGAGACGCUGAUUGAGCUCAUGGGAGGACCGGAAACGAUGGAACAACGGCUUGACGCAAUGUUUAUUCCAGGCCUCCGCCGGGGUGAUGUAGGCUCUGGCGGAACGAACACAAUUGGCACCACACUAUUCAACCCAGGGAACGAGCCCAGCUUCUUCACUCCGUUCCUCUACAAUUAUCUCCCGGGGCGGCAGUAUAAGUCUGUGCGUCGUCUCCGAGACACGGUCAACUCUUAUUACAGCACUCUCCCGUCUGGGCUUCCAGGGAAUAGCGACGCAGGGGCUCUGGACAGCUGGCUGAUAUGGAACUUUCUGGGCCUAUACCCGGUAGUAACUCAGCCUAUUUACAUGCUUUCGAGUCCGUGGUUCAACAAUAUCUCUUUAUCCGUAGGAGACAAUGCAAGGCUUACUAUCACGGCCGAGAACCUCGGCGACGAGAGCUACUUCGUCCAGAGCCUCAUGGUCAAUGGGAAGCCGUGGAUGAAGAGCUGGAUUAGUCACGACGACAUCAAGGAUGGCGGGAGUAUUGAGUUCAUAUUAGGCUCCAAUAUGGCCAUCUGGGACACGGGAGACCUUCCGCCCAGUCCCGGUCACGUAAAGUUGGAUGUGUAG
Arthroderma uncinatum is the source of this 1839-nucleotide messenger RNA. RefSeq lists its product as uncharacterized. Bases 1 to 1839 code for a protein of 612 amino acids. The record is from RefSeq and is a predicted model, not a curated record. Gene Ontology annotation, biological process: protein deglycosylation; protein quality control for misfolded or incompletely synthesized proteins; glycoprotein catabolic process. The transcript has 5 exons. Lineage: Eukaryota; Fungi; Ascomycota; Eurotiomycetes; Onygenales; Arthrodermataceae. Gene Ontology annotation, cellular component: cytosol; nucleus. Gene Ontology annotation, molecular function: carbohydrate binding; peptide-N4-(N-acetyl-beta-glucosaminyl)asparagine amidase activity.